CUAUCCAUUUCCAUACACACACAUCCCCACUAUUUAUCAUUCAAAUCAUAUUAUAUUAAAAUAUCUGUGAAAUAAAAAUAAAUAAAUGCAGUUAACAAGGACGUAGCGUGAAAGCUGAAACAGAGUAGGCCUAGUAGUAGCUGUCGUAUUUUAAGUCGUUCUUAUCAAUCUACAAUGCAUAAUUUAUACAGUAGUUCUGUGGUGGAUCAUCGUCUUUUUUUUCUUCUUUUUUUCUCUGUUGCUGAUGCGCAACUGCACCAGGAUCUAGAUAGUCAAAAACUGCUUUGACGUCAGCCUUGAGCAUAUUCAGGUUGGAAUACAUCUUUCCGCUAUAUUUCUGUUAACAAAUUCCCUGAAUUUUGUAUCUGUUAGAACAAUUUCUCAAAUCCGUUUCGAGGAUUCAAGUCCAGAAUCCAAGAUUUUGGAGAUUUAUGGCUUUGAAUUAUGCGGAUUUAAAGCUAUUAAGGAAGGGUUUAGACUAUACUCGGAGAAAUAGGAACUGGGUUGUUGCUUUAGGAGCUCUUGGUGUUACUGGUUAUGGCGCUUAUAGAGCUUAUUACUCACCCUCUAUGGUUAGAAAGAGGAAUAGAUUUUUCAAGCUCAUAAGUGCUUUUGUUUCUUUAGCUGAGAUGGUGGCUGAUUCUGCUGAUGUAAUUGGGAUUGUUUCGAAAGAUCUGAAGGAAUUCAUUUCCUCUGACUCUGAUCAAAUUCCUAGAAGUUUGAAACAAAUUUCGAAGAUUGGUAAAUCAGAUGAGUUUUCACAAUCUAUUGUUAAGGUCACUAGUGCGUUGACAGUAGGAGUCGUGCGAGGCUACCAGCAAGUAACUGCGGAAAAUGAUGUUUCUGGGGCUGCAAAUUCUGGGCUUUUUGACCAGGUUUUAGAUAAACUGUUUACUGAUGCAGGGUCUGGUUUUGCUUCUGUAAUUGUUGGGAGCUUCGCGAGGAAUUUGGUUCUUGCUUAUUGUUCGGACAAAAAAGGCAAUGCUAGUUAUUCUGAUAUUGAACACUCUGUUCCAGGAUGGGUUGAUGUUCUAUGCCAGGACAAGUGCAGAGAACUGAUAGGAAAUUGUAUACAAUUGUUUGUGAGCACUGCAGUUGCUGUUUAUCUCGAUAGAACAAUGAACAUCAACACCUACGAUGAAAUAUUUUCUGGGUUGACUAAUCCCAAGCAUGAAAUGAAAAUGAGAGAUAUGUUAGUAGCCAUAUGUAGUGGUGCCAUUGGAACUUUUGUUAAAACUUCUCAUCAAGUUUUGACAAAUAGUGAUAUGGAUACAACUUCAGAAAUGUAUUCUUCUUUGCCACUUAGUUUCAAAGCGAAGCAAUUUUUGGACGAAGACGAGAACAUGCACAGCGGGUGGACAAAUAAAGUAUCUUCUACUUUGGCUUUCCCAAGAAAUAGGAGGUUUAUUCUUGAUUUGACUGGGAGGGUCACCUUUGCGAGUGUUAAAUCUUUCUUGGAGUUUCUGCUAGAAAAGUUGUACGAGUGUAUGCGAAAAAGCAUAGAUGUUGUCCAGGAGGAAGUGGUGACACUGAGAACAAGUGUAGAUGUUAUACAAGAGGAGGUGGUUGAUAAGAGUACGGAAGCUUGCAGGUAUGUGAGUGGGAAAUCAUCUACUGCUGUUAGUGUAUGCCUCGCGCUGUGUUUGCACAUACUUAAUGGCCCUUGGAUCCUGGUUCCAAAUUAGCAAGUUUCGAAUAGAAUCUGAGGCUUUUUGUUUGUUAAGCUUCCUAGAGUAUUACAUUCUUUUCCCAAGGGAAUCUUGGAUAGUACAACUGUAUAUGAUUUGUCUCUUCUUGUUGAUUGAUUGUAUUUCAAUUCAAGUAUGUCAAAGUGAAUGUAAUUAUGCCUCUAAUUUUUCUGUCU
Messenger RNA from Solanum lycopersicum (tomato), 1864 nucleotides. RefSeq names its product protein PHLOEM PROTEIN 2-LIKE A10. The record is from RefSeq and is a predicted model, not a curated record. NCBI's taxonomy places the organism in Eukaryota, Viridiplantae, Streptophyta, Magnoliopsida, Solanales, Solanaceae.